Molecule: messenger RNA, 959 nt
Organism: Lentinula edodes (shiitake mushroom)
Lineage: Eukaryota; Fungi; Basidiomycota; Agaricomycetes; Agaricales; Omphalotaceae
Exons: 3
Coding region: 279-779 (166 amino acids)
Source: RefSeq, a predicted model, not a curated record
GAUCUCUUUCUCAUGAUGACGACCACAUCUCCCUGGAUUCUUGAAUGGCUCGUCUUUAUCUUCGUAAGUCUUGGGCCGUUAUUUGGUACUUACAAGUUACUACUGAUUUUUCCUUUCUCUUUCCAUACAUUGUUUUUCCGCUAUUAAAGCAUUGAGUGGCUCGCCGCUUGAUCAUAUUUUGAGCCUUGCAAGGGGUUUCCCUCGGAUCUCCUAAUAAACUGUGCAUUCAGUUUCCGCUUUCUACUAAGGCCCUUGUGCGAUCUUGGCCCUUCCCCAUCAUGUGCCCAAAAGAAAAUCUUCAAGUCUUAGGCAAACCAUUGUCUCGGGAUCUUCAACUGAUGAUUUAUACAGUCUAUAUUAUACUGCACCGUCAUAUGGUCACCAUACCUACCGUAAGAUGCAACAAACACUGCACAGGUGCUGUCAGAAGAUGCUUAAAACAGACACGAAAGCUUGGACCAGACCUGACGGUGAACUAUUCAGGUUCUUGCUUGAAAUUUCUGAUUCAGUGCGCAUUCAUGCUAUCGGUCCUCCUAACCGACGACCUUCCCUAUCGACAUCCACUGCUGAAAGGAUUACUAAGGAAUUCACCAACAUAUCUGCGAUCAUUGGGCUCUUUGCUGAUUGGUGUCACCGUUAUCGGGGUUUGGUAUACCUUUUCUUGGGUUAUUUUCCUUUGUCUGCCUAUCAUUAUGGUUCUCGCUACUCGAGGAAAGGUUUCUCCAGAUACUAUAAUAUCCGCUGUUCACGAUGUGCAAACUGCCAAUACUGUAGCCUAAACAUUUUGGUGAUCGAUCUUGGAAGUUAUUGAAUUCAGAUUGAAACUCAAAGUACGGAGGAUUGAAUCCUACUAUGGAUGUAUUUUUGGAUGGUUAGAUGACCGACGGAGAAUGCAAGACCCGUAUAUAUCAUAAUCCAUGCUUUACCUGAUCUCCAAAUUUCUCUGAGCUCUACACCAU